AUGCAGAAUUGUUGGGGUUUCAGAUUAGGUUUGAAUAUUACAGAUACUCAGAAGGUUCGAUGGUCACAAUUUAGCACGUCUGAGACAUCCCAGCUUUCAUGGUUAUUUCCUAAAAUCAUGCUCAUUCCGUCCAAAUCGCUCCAGAUUUCCGUCCAGUCAUUGCAGAUUUCUUGCUGCAAUAAUGUAGAGUUUUUUGGGUAUGAAAAUGAUAGGAACCUGAUGUUCAAAAGCAAGAAAUCAAUUGUUGACAAAAUAGGGAUUGGGUCUUCUGACAUUGGGUUGCUGGAGUGCAGUUCCUCACGUACAGUCGUCAUUUUACCUAUUGUCAACAAAUAG
Messenger RNA from Prunus armeniaca (apricot), 336 nucleotides. Lineage: Eukaryota; Viridiplantae; Streptophyta; Magnoliopsida; Rosales; Rosaceae. The record is from the annotation of a GenBank genome assembly.